AGUAGAUAUAUUCUUUCAUCCAUCCAUCAUCCAUCCAUCCCUCUCUUGCCAACCCCCUUGCUCUGUCUCUGUAUCAAUAGGCUGGCUUUCUCCCACACAGGAGCACAUGCGCGCUGAGGAGAGAGGAGCAGCAUCAUCUCCUCUCUUCUGAUGCUUCAUUUGGACUCACUUGUGGUGCAGAACAUGCAUGAAGUGAUCCUUCCUUCGUCUUCUGUCUUCACAUGCUGAUUGACGCUGUGCACAUUUUUCAGACGAACUGAUUUUGAUUUCUGAUAAGGACCCCUCCGCCGCCAAACUGAAGUUUAUCGUUGUUAUCCUGGCCGCCGGGAUGGUGGCCUUCAUCGGAGCGGUUAUCUGCAUCAUCGCGGCUGUCCACACCGGAUCCUCCAAGGCUGCUGCGGCGCAGCGGCAGCCAGCGGCCGAUAACCGCUCUCUGUUCCCGAACGCGGCACCGCAGAAUCCCCCCGCCCGCGUGGGAUCCAUGGGCGCUCUCCAUGGUUCUGAAAGUCCCGAUUCAGAAGCGCCCACCUUCAACGUCGGCUUAGAUGGGUUCACUGGACUCACCGGGCACGACCCGACAGUCAGCCGGCUCAUCUGCACCCCCAUCCCUGCUGGGGAGUGCAACCCCAGAAACUUUCAGCAACAAGCGGAUGACCCGUCGCUGUACGCGGGGGAGGACUGGGGGUACCUUCGCACCACUGCCGAGGAGCUCCGGCAGACGGUUCUGCAGCAGAAGGACCAAAUACUGACGGACCAGCGGACGAUCAGGGAGCUGACGGGGAAACUGUCCGAGUGCGAGAAGGGGGAGGGCAGGGGCCGGAGGAGCGGGGGCGCAGCGGCUCUCCGAGCCCUGGAAGAGGCGCCCCUAGAGCGCAUCAUGUUGCGGGACAGCCCCGCACAGGACGCCGCACACCACCUGCUCACCGCAAGAGCCGUGGACGAGCUGGAGCAGGCCAUCACACAACUCAAAGACCGCAUUGAGAAGCUGGAGUCAGACAUCGGCCCAUUUCCACACAACCGGACGGACAGCGACGCCUCCAACGAGCCAGAGGAAGACAGCAUUACCAGUGACCCAGAAAGGCCCGGGAGUCCUGGGCACAGAUCUGAUGUUGGCAGGCCCUGGACAAUGGAGGCUUUGGAAGGAGAGCUGGAGAGAAAGGUGGAACUGCUGGAGAAAGAGAGAAAAGCCCUGAGGCUGGAAACAGAAAAACACAGACAAGAAAUUGAGCGAAGCAUCAAUAAAAUACACCACCGGAUCUCAGGCCUGGAGGAAGUUACUGCAGGAAAUUCGUUCCCGGAGGGCUUCAGAUUGUCCUUUCCUACACGGACCAACUACAUGUUUGCUCUGAUGAAGCACCCGAUUCCAAAGCUGAGGGCCUUCACCGCCUGCCUGUGGCUGCGUCCGGCGGGGGGAGGCAUCGGGACCCCCGUGUCCUACGCUGUCCCUGAAGAACCCAACGAAAUGGUGCUCCUGCAAGGCCUGCACGCUCCCUCUGAGUUGCUCAUCAAUGGAAAGGCAGCAGAGUUGCCUCUUAACCUUAGCCGAGGCAACUGGCAACACAUCUGUGUAAGUUGGACCCAGAAAGGAGGGGCAUGGCAGGCGUACCAAGGGGGCAAACACAGAGGCUCGGGCACUGGACUGGCAUCCGGACAUCACAUUAGACCUGGAGGAAUGCUUGUUCUGGGGCAAGAGCAGGAUUCGCUCGGUGGAGGUUUUGACUCGUCGCAAGCCUUUGUUGGAGAAAUGUCUCAGGUGGGGAUUUGGGACCAGGUUCUGUCAUCCACUCAGGUGGCCAGCUUGGCACGAUGUGGCACGGUGACGCCGGGCAUCAUUGCCCGAUGGAGCGAGGAUGGGGUGGAACCAUAUGGCGGAGCAACGAAAGAUCCUGGUGAACCGUGCAGUAAACACAACCAGCGCUCGCAGUGACUGAAACAGAAGUAAACAAAAAAAUUCUGACAUUUUACAAAUGAAAUCAUGAAAAUUUAAUUAGGGCCACUAAAUGUAAUUUGUGGUUUUGUUUUGUUUUUUCAUUAGACUUUAGCAGUCAAGCUGGUGCUAACUUUAGCUCAAGACUCCUACAAUUAGGCUAACAAUUCUAUACUAUUAUUACAGUACAUAUUUACUAAAGUAAAGUAAAAAAGUGAUCAAGUUUGUUUGCUGAACAUUUUCUAAUUUUACUGGUUACAGAUGGCAUUAGUUAGCUAGCUUGCCAUCAUGGACUGGUAGCAUCUUGCCAACAGUCCAUCACUCAGUUGUUUAAGAUAUUUCUGACUUUUUUAACACUUUUUUUGUUGAAUGUAAGUGCAAUAGAAAUGAAAAUGUCUUUGUCAAAUAAAGAUUGUCAUUUGAUAAAAAAAAAAGGUUUAUUUUGACAUGGACAAUACAUUAGAAUUGUUGUUUGGGAGUGGAACACAGCUAAAAUGAUCCAUGCCAUAAAUCAGGCCUGAUCAUCACAAGCUCAGCAAAAUUCAGUAUGAGUUCAAGGAAGCAUUAUUAUAUUAUUUGUUUUUUGUAAAUAAAAGCACCAUUUAUCAUUCUCAAAAAAAUAUUUAAAAUGUCUCUACAAAUAGCAACUUUUCCUUUAACCUCUUCAGAUCUAAAAGGGAUACUUUCACCCAGUCUUUAAAACCAUGUGUGAACACAAUAACAAUGUUUGCCUACUUUCUGGAGACAACCGAGCUGCUCUUAAAUCAGUCUGAGAUUCGGAGCUGUUUUCAGCGUUAGAUGUGAGAGCUGCAUUACCAUCUAGCAGAACUGGAGCGGCUUCAUGAGAGCAGCGAGGAUGGAGUGGAAUAAAUUAAAGGGCUGUGACAGCUUUAGAGUUUAAAGUCAAGGUAAGGAGAUGAAAAAUGUAGGGGAAAGUGGUGGGAAUAUUAAACAGUGUAAUGGCAGCCGGGAGUAGAUGAUGAAAGACAAAGAAAAGAGGCCAGGACAGAGAAAGAUUGAUGGAUCAGACACUUGUUGUGAGGGAUUUUACAGUCUUUUCACCUCUGCAUGAUGUGAUUUUACACAGAACGUCUUGUCAUUGCAAAAUGUCUCUUACAAGUGCCACAACAGACGACACCUACUUCUACAUAUGUGCCAAUGUCAUGGCGCAUGUCUCGUAAGAGGAACUCGUACUUUCUUUAGAAUAUUCCAUAAAAUGUUCACGUUGUUCACCUUUUGGCAUAUUCCCUCAGGAGCCACAACAGCGAAUCAGCUUUCACUGUUUUGCAAAGAUGGUUUGGCAAAUAGUUUUUAUGUUGGAUGCCCUUUAUAACACAAUCCUGUAUUUUCAAAGCACAGGGAGAUCCAGACAGGCAGCAGUGUGAAGGGUCUUGCCCAAAGACCCACUCCGGAUGUUUAGCUCGCCGAGAAGCACAUCCAGGUUUCCUGUGUGGCAGUCCUACACCCAUCCAACUGAGCCAUCCAGCAGACCAUUAUUGAAUAAAGUGUUUACAAUGACUGGAAAAGUCCUGGGAAAAGUGCUGCUGGGGGGUUCAAUACGUUGUGCAAAGAACAUUCUAAGAAUGUCCUCAAAUGUAAGAGAAACUAACGGAAACAUUGAGCAAGUUCAAAAAGGUUUUUCUCUAUCAAGCUAGCUCUAUAAAAAUGAUAUUUUGCCACAAUGUGAGACAACUUUGGUAGAUAUUGGAGACAUACUAAAAAAACAAAAUAGCAAGUAAUAUGGCGUAUCAAAAGUUUUUUCCCCUUUAAUCAAUUUUUAAGGUUUUUCUUUUUUAAAGAACAAAUACUGCAGUCUACUGAUAUACUUACAUCUUUGGAAGGUUGAUGUCCAAUUAAAAAGAUUUGGACUUGGAGACCAAAGUUAAAGAUUAACAUCAAACAUUUUGGGCACACAAAUAUUAUGAACACAAACAUGUUUAAACUGCAGGAAAAUAAGCCCACUGUGUUAUUUGGAGUUUGUAAAAUAUCCAAAUAAUUUGCACAAUUUUGUUUGGUUUUCAUGUGAAAUUGUGUUUUCUCAGUGUUGUCUUCAACACUUUGUGAGCUCUGGCCGGUCACCUAAUAAGAUUCAUCCAUUGACUGUAUUCAAGAACUGGACUUAGUGACCCCCAACCACAUCACAUUCCAAAUCUGUGGUGUAAGUUAUUCAAGUCCAAAACUGGCCCAUCAGAUGCCUUUAUAAAAAGAUGUGGCCUUGCAUCAAACAUUCCAAAUGUUUAAUUGACAGAUUCUCCUGACCCCCCCCCCCCCUUUGAAGUGGUAGGGGUGUGGCCUUCCAAUAAACUCACUCCUGAUUGGCAAAAGUGAUUGCCAUAGAAAUGUUGAUUCAGACCGACUAUGAUCGAGCACUACUUACUGGCAUUGUCUAGCUCCAACAUGGCAGCAUCAGUAAGGCCAAAAAAUGUUAACUGGAUUGACUUAAUUUGUUUGGAGGCGGAAGUAAGCCAUUUGCUAUGGGUGACAUCACACUCACUCUGUCCAGUUCCCAUAAACAGUCAAUGGUUUCAUCCAACUAUCCUGAUUAAGAUAAUAAAUAUUCAACAAAUACACCCAAUGUGAAAAAUGUAAAAGAAUGAAAAAAUUGUGCAUGUUAAAACUCUUUCAACAUACAUUCCAUGCAGGAGUUUUCUUGUAUCAUGCCUUGGUGGAUUUUUAACAACAAUAAAAACUCUAAACUAUUUCAUUGUAGGUAAACGCUAAGGCAGAAUCUGAAUUCUUCCCCUACCCCUAAGGCCUCUCCUUACCUCUAUAUUUAGUACAUACUAGCGAGGAGCUGCCAGCGCUCAGAAAUACAUUGCAACAUUGGUUUUAUGACUUUAAAAAGGUCAGAAGCCAUAGGGGUAGGGGAAGAAUUCAGAUUAAGCCUAAUACUUCACUUUUGAAUGUCUGUCUCUGUUGCAUUAAAAUAUCUUUGUUGGAAAGUGCCUGUUGGGGUGUUUGUACCCAUGCAGACUGACCAUCUGCUUUAUUAUCUUGUUGGGAAUGUUCUGCUACCAGAUAUUUUGAUCUAAUUAAGCAUCUGUAAAUUCCCGGGUGACAUUUUUCAGAUCACAGAGCUUCUAAAAAACCGUUGAGUUAGUCGACACUUUACUUGAAACCUCUGAAACCUGCCGCGAACAGAUGUUAAAUCGGGUCGAAACCAUGUUCUUGUGCUUAAUAGUGUUUUUAUUUUGGCUGCUCGGUCUGCAGUGCCGAUAUUUGAUUGUUGUCUGCUCGGCUCAUGGAAAUGUACUGGAGCUUUAUGACUGUAAUGUGUUGACAUGAUGCUGCAUCAAAAACCUCUAGAACCCUUUUUUAUUACAAGCUUUGAUGUUUGUUCAUUUUCAUAUUGUUGAUUAUAUAACAGCUGUAAGUCUGUGUCUCAUGUGGUGAUGUCUUGUUCUGAAUUGUGACAUGUACAAACUUAAAGUCUUUAUUAAACGUAUGAUUUUGAGACAAAAACAACA
Oryzias latipes (Japanese medaka) is the source of this 5394-nucleotide messenger RNA. It is a transcript of the gene nptxra, whose product is annotated as neuronal pentraxin receptor a. The record is from RefSeq and is a predicted model, not a curated record. NCBI's taxonomy places the organism in Eukaryota, Metazoa, Chordata, Actinopteri, Beloniformes, Adrianichthyidae.